CGCGUCGUCAGCUAGAAACACAUGGCAGGCAAGUGAAGCGGUUUGUGUCAGUGCCAGCGGAAAUUUGCUUGAGUUUGGAGAAUAUCGAAAGAAAUUUGCUCAUUUUUGCAAAAAAGAAGUACCAAGUUGGUCCUGUCUAGCCGGGACCACCAAGUCCAAGAUGACAAGACAGUGUAUUUGCCAGAUUUGCACUUGCGGGCGUCAUCGAUGCCCGCACAGACCCCAGGCCCCAGUCAGCAAGGGACCAUGUGUCCUGUCAGAGUACACCAACAAGUACAAGCCAUACCCAGGCAACCUGAUGCGGGACAGCUUCAAGCCCAAGGAGCAGAUGAUCCAAGGGACAGGCAACAUGUCGGAUGCCACCACUCACAGAGUGGAUUACAUCCCCCGUGAGGUGAACCGACCUGCCAUACACCAACCGGAAACCUAUCGAAAACCUGACGGCGACAUUGACCAUUUGACCUCAUACACCAAAGACUACCCAGGUCACAAGUCGGAGCCCGUCAAGAGUUUCCGUGGUGACCACAUCAGACAUGUGCCCUCAGGAGAAUUCCGCGGGAACCCAACAUAUACAGAUGACUAUCGCAGGUGGAGUUUACCGACUAGAGAUCAAGGCAAAGCAUACCACUCAUAUAUUCCUCCAUCGGCUCCUUUUGAUGGCCUGUCCACCUUUGCCCGAGAUUUCCAGCCUAAAAAGGUUGAUCUCCGUCAGAGUCUACGGCCGGCUGAGAACACACAACGAUCUGAUGCACCAUUUGAAGACAAGACAAGCCACAAGGUAUCCUACAUCCCCCACGCCCCACAAGCCAGGCAUGUGCGCCUGCAGGAGCCUUACAAGAGGAGCCCGCACAAGUUUGACGGCUUGACCACGUUCCAGCGCGACUUCACCGCCAAGGAUGCUCACCGAUCAGACAACUUCAAACCCGACGCAACACCCAUGAAGUCCGACCAGCCCUUUGAAGACAGCACGACCUUCAGGUCCGACUACAAGAAGUGGGACAGCGAGCCCAUACAGGUCCACGUCCCUGAGACAUACCAGAAACCUGCAGGCGACAUGGAUCUGUAUACGACAAACAAGCUGGCCUACCAGCCGCACAAGAUCAGGCCGGCCUCAGCUAGGCGUCCGGUCUCCCAAGGGCGCAAGACAGACGUACCAUUUGAUGAUCGCACCAACUACAAUUCCGAUUUCCGCAAGUGGAACAGCAAGCCCGAGCGGCGAGGGGACCCAUCCCAGCGACCCUACGAGAGACCAGAGAUCCCGUUUGAGGGCUCGACCAACUACCGCGCGCACUACAUCCCGAAGCACGCCAUGCCAGCGAAGAGCAUGGGUCCGGAUCGCACCGCCCGCCAGAGCAGCGACCCAUUUGAUGACCGUACUUUCUACAAACUGGACUUUACUGCAAAGGAAAUGACACCUUGCCCGGCCAUCAACCUCCCUGCCAGUGGGUACGUGUUCAGCCAGACUGAUCAGAGGGGGCACGAGAUGUGGGUGAAGAACGCCUGGACUGGGGAGACAGAGCGAGUGAUGAAGACUCCACCCCAGCAAAUCAGCCUUGAACAGGCAACUUACGCAUGAGACCUUCACACGAGGAAAGCAAGGCCCAAGAAACGAUUACUAGGUAAUCGUAUGCCCCAGUUAUUAGGUAAUGGCAUGCCUCAUUGAGCAGGCAGGAUCGUUAGUACAGUCCACAGAAUCACAAAAUAUGUCACAGCUACAAAUGUACAACUUGUAAGCUUAGGAUACGUUGAAGUCCGUGGGCACAGCCCACUGAGAAUAUUGGGUUAGGGCAUACUGGAAUGGUUGGGAUGCAAAUGAAUUUUGAGAUAUCCUAACGGUGUCGUCUCUGUCUCACAAUUUGCAGGAUCAAAGGUAGAGUGCAAUAUUUUUCAAAUUAACCUUUUCCCUUGGUGUUUUAAUGAAUUUCAGACUGCUGGAUUCCACUACACACAUGGAAGACAAACAAGGCUCAAAUUGAAAUAUCUUGAGUUGAAUAAUGAAACUCAAAAUGACCACAGUAAUCCCCAUAUUCACAUCCAUCGUGUGUCGCUGCAGCUGUUAUAAAUCUGUACCAAUGGUUAAACAGAAUGAGGGCAAGUUCGAGCAACGACUAUAAUUGACCAUAGACCGCUUGACCUGUGUAUGGUCGGACACGUCUAGUCGACCAUUUGGGACCAGGUUUAGGGGUAUGGUUGCACCGCUGGUUACCGAUAACAUAUUUCAUUCAUCAUUACAGAGGGAACCAUUCACAUGAAAAUAAAUGUACCAGAUUUCAGUGACCUUGUACGCUACGAAAAAUCGCAGCCUGUGCUGAAAUUUGAGUAAAAGUGAAAUUAAAAACAAAAUGGGCCGAUUGAGGUCGUUCAAGUGUAACUUAAUAGCACAUGCGCAUUGUUAAAAAGCCACUGACUACUGGCCUACCUAUAGUUAGCGCCCAAACUUGCCCUAAAAUGCAGCAGUAUAAAAUGUAAUUAUUUACAUGUAGAUCAUGUUCGGCAGCCAAAUAAGCAAACGCUAUAUGGAGGUUGUAACUGCCAAAUAGCUGUUAGAAAACAACACUUUUGGUUUCACUUCCUGUGAUAAGGCCAUUCCCAAACUAAUACCUCACUGAGCUUACUUGUGUGUGAGAGGCACAUGGGGUAUCCUUACAGGCUCCUGUACAAACAGCAUUUUUCUUUGUAUAGUGUUCAACAGGCUACACUGAUUAGGUCUUGGUUACAGAUUAUGUGUUGGUUAUUGAAGUUUAAUCCAGAUCUUUUCUUGAUUGCUGCACCCCCCCCCAUUUCUUUUUAAGUCAUUGUUUUGGUUCAUGCCUGUCGUUGCCUAGAAACCAAUACACAAAUGAUAACAUGAUCCUUAACAACAAGCCCGCUGUAAAGCAAGGGGGCGCUCUGGCACUAUUGUUGGUUAUUCUAUACAUGGAAUACAACAAAGACAUUACAUGCUGCCAAGCUACAUGUAAAUAGACAGGCAUUUUGAAAUAGGUGUACAUUGUACAAACAAAAUAGACAUGCGUUUAAAAUGAAAUACAAAGUGAAAUAAAUGAGUGUAGAUUAUGCUGAAAAUACAUGUAGUACAGCAUACGUACGGGCAAGACAGCAUUCUCAUGAAAAUACCGCAGCAUUUCAAGAAAAAAGUCCACCUAAUUUAAGGAGGUGACAGUCAAUGCACUUACUAUGGAAGAAAAUUUAUUUUAUCAGGAUUGUUGAAGGAAAAUGUACGUGCUAUGGGGUGAUGACCUCAGAAGCUGAUCAAAGUUGCACAGUUUCAGACCCAUGAUGAUUUGUAAACUAGUUGAUGCAGCAUGAACAUUAAAUGCAUAAAUGUUGGUGUACAGUGCAGGCCAAGCCGAUGUCACAAAGCACAACUUCUGUACAUGUACGUGCUAGAGCAAUUUAUAGUGUUCUCAGAGACGUAAUUUUAAUAGAGGCAAUACAUCAAAUGUAAUACAUGUACUUAAAAUGACAGGGUAUCUACAUGUACCUGUAAUUAGCAGUACUUGCCAAUUGUGCGCACUCGUUUUUAAGUUGUAAAGAACACUGAAUGUUAGUGAUCACUGUUCAAGUACAUGCACAAAGGUAGAUAAGUUUUCCUUUCAUUUUUUUCUCUUCAGAACUUGCUCCGUCAACAAGCAAGAAAUCUGAAUAUAAUUCCUUUUGGAGUAAGCAUUUUACAGGUGCUUAAAAGCCUGGAUAUUUUGUCCAAAAUGGAUGGUGUGUGUCUAAGCGCCCAUUGUGAAGGCAAUCUCAAUGAACAAUUUUUUGUUUCUUUUUCAAGCUGCUUGUAGAAAUAAUUGCCUUUUUGACAAAAGAAUUUGAAAGAAUCGUGUUAAAUCAUGAGCAAUAAGUGCCUCUAUUUCUUCCUGUUCAUGUUGUCCAUAUAUGGAACGAGCUGUCCAAAGUGCCUUAGAAUAGAAACGCCAAAGACCCUCUUUUUUUCUGAAGCUCCUCUU
This is a messenger RNA of Acanthaster planci (crown-of-thorns starfish), 3950 nucleotides long. RefSeq names its product stabilizer of axonemal microtubules 2 (gene saxo2). NCBI's taxonomy places the organism in Eukaryota, Metazoa, Echinodermata, Asteroidea, Valvatida, Acanthasteridae. The record is from RefSeq and is a predicted model, not a curated record. Gene Ontology annotation, molecular function: microtubule binding. Gene Ontology annotation, cellular component: axonemal microtubule; ciliary basal body; cytoskeleton.